Gossypium raimondii (Peruvian cotton) is the source of this 1783-nucleotide messenger RNA. RefSeq names its product beta-amylase. The transcript has 7 exons. The record is from RefSeq and is a predicted model, not a curated record. Lineage: Eukaryota; Viridiplantae; Streptophyta; Magnoliopsida; Malvales; Malvaceae. The coding region runs from base 98 to 1576 and encodes 492 amino acids. Gene Ontology annotation, molecular function: beta-amylase activity. Gene Ontology annotation, biological process: polysaccharide catabolic process.
UGAUCUCAAUUUGUUCAUCACUGCAAUCUCCAUUUUCUUUUCUUCACGUGUAUAAAUCUUGUUUGAAGUUUAUUGCAAUUCUCUUAGAAGUUCAUCCAUGGCUGAGGGCAAAAAAAUGUUGGCUAAUUAUGUGCCUGUCUAUGUCAUGCUCCCGUUGGGGAUAAUAUCAACUGAGAACGUACUCCUAGACAAAGAAGGCCUGAAACAGCAGCUGUUGAAGCUGAAAACGGCCGGCAUCGAUGGGGUAAUGUCUGACGUGUGGUGGGGAAUAGUGGAAUCGAAAGGACCGAAGCAAUACGAUUGGAGUGCAUACCGGAGCUUGGUGGAGCUAAUCAAAGAAUGUGGAAUGAAAAUGCAAGCUAUAAUGUCGUUCCAUCAAUGUGGUGGGAAUGUAGGAGAUGAAGUGACUAUCCCAAUCCCACAAUGGGUGCUUGAUAUCGGGGAAGAAAACCCUGAUAUCUUUUACACCGAUAGGGAAGGUAAUAGGAACAAGGAAUACCUCACUCUUGGUGUUGAUCAUCUCCCUCUUUUCCAUGGACGAACUGCUGUCCAGGUUUAUGGUGAUUACAUGAAGAGCUUCAAGGAGACAAUGGCAGAUCUUAUAGGAGAAGUGAUAAUUGAUAUAGAAGUGGGACUUGGUGCUGCAGGCGAGCUUAGAUACCCCUCUUAUCCUCAAAGCCUGGGAUGGGUUUUCCCUGGCAUUGGAGAAUUUCAGUGCUAUGACAAGUACCUAAAAGCAGCAUUCAAAGAGGCAGCUACAAAAGCAGGUCAUCCAGAAUGGGAAUUGCCAGACAAUGCUGGGACAUACAAUGACACACCUGAUUCAACAGAGUUUUUUGCAUCAAAUGGGACUUAUCUCACUGACAAAGGCAAAUUCUUCUUGACAUGGUAUUCCAACAAUUUAAUCACCCAUGGUGAUGAUAUCCUUGAUGAGGCCAACAAAGCUUUUCUAGGGUGCAAGGUCAAGUUAGCAGCAAAAGUAUCCGGGAUGCACUGGUGGUACAAUUCCCCGAGCCAUGCGGCCGAGCUGACGGCUGGUUAUUACAAUCUGUACGAUAGAGAUGGGUAUCGCCCCAUUGCUAGGAUGUUGUCGAGGCACGAUGCUAUACUGAAUUUCACGUGCCUUGAGAUGAGGGACUCGGAGCAAGAUGCUGCGGCUAAAAGUGCGCCUCAAGAACUUGUUCAACAGGUUUUAAGUGGAGCGUGGAGAGAGCAUAUUGAAGUUGCAGGCGAGAAUGCGUUGUCGAGGUACGACAGCUAUGCGUACAAUCAAAUUCUAUUGAACGCAAGGCCUAAUGGUAUAACAAACAAGGGGGUACCAAAGAUGCAUGGCUUCACCUACCUUCGUUCAUCUGAUGAUUUGUUCGAAGACACCAAUUUCGAGCUGUUCAAAAUUUUCGUGAAGAAGAUGCAUGCCGACCAAGAGUAUUGUUCAGACCCAGCAAAGUAUGGUAAAGAAUUGAAGCCAUUGAAACGUUCAAAGCCGAAGAUUCCGAUUGAAGACCUUCUUGAUGCAACCACACCAAUGAAGCCGUUACCAUGGGAUGAAGAAACAGACAUGAAAGUUGAUGGCUGAUAUAUAUAUACAUAUAUAUAUAUAUGGAAGAUCAAGUGCUUGGAUUAAUAAUAAAUUAAUGAAUAAAAGCUCAGGCUAUUAAGUGGAGAGGAAUAAUCAGCUUUGUUAUAUAUAUGGUGAUUGUAAUGGAGAAAAUCUAUAUGCAGUGUACUUGCACCUAAGUUAUAUUUGUGACAGCAAUAAUAAGGCAGUUGUUGUUCAAUUCAA